Messenger RNA from Chanos chanos (milkfish), 2237 nucleotides. It is a transcript of the gene klhl24b, whose product is annotated as kelch-like family member 24b. The coding region runs from base 24 to 1826 and encodes 600 amino acids. The record is from RefSeq and is a predicted model, not a curated record. The transcript has 6 exons. Gene Ontology annotation, molecular function: protein binding. NCBI's taxonomy places the organism in Eukaryota, Metazoa, Chordata, Actinopteri, Gonorynchiformes, Chanidae.
GGCCCUGGGCCUGAUAGAUAGCCAUGGUAUUGAUUUUGGGCAGACGGCUUAACCGGGAGGACUCUGGAGUCCGUGAGUCUCCAGCUGUCAAACGGAAGGUUCUGGAAAUGGACCCCAAGUCCCUGACCAGCCAUGAUGUGUUUGACUUCUCCUCUGGUCCCUGCCACUCCGAGAGCAUUUUGCAGAUGUUCAACGAGUUCCGUGACGGUCGUCUUUUCACGGACGUGGUGAUCAGCGUGGAAGGCCGCGAGUUCCCAUGCCAUCGCGCCGUGCUGUCGGCUUGCAGCAGCUACUUCCGCGCCAUGUUCUGCAACGAUCACCGGGAGAGCCGCGAGAUGCUGGUGGAGAUCAACGGCAUUCGCGCCGAAGCAAUGGACACCUUCCUGCAAUACGUCUACACGGGUCGCGUCCGCAUCACGACCGAAAACGUACAGUUCCUCUUCGAGACUUCCAGCCUCUUCCAGAUCAGCACGUUACGUGACGCUUGCGCCAAGUUCCUGGAAGACCAGCUGGACCCCUGCAACUGCCUGGGCAUCCAGCGCUUUGCGGACGCCCAUUCACUCAAGCAGCUGGCCAGCCGUUGCCGCACCUACGCCCUGCAGAGCUUCGCUGACGUAGCUCAGCACGAGGAGUUCCUGGACCUACGUCCAGAUGAGCUGGAGGAAUAUAUUGCCAGUGAUGAGCUGGUGAUUGGGAAAGAGGAGAUGGUGUUUGAGGCAGUGAUGCGGUGGGUUUACCAUGACGUGGAACAUCGCAGAUCCAUACUGAGGGACCUGCUGAACCACGUUCGCUUGCCCCUGCUGCACCCCAAUUAUUUUGUACAGACGGUGGAGGGAGACCAACUGAUCCAGAAUGCGCCUGAAUGUUACCAGCUGCUGCAUGAGGCUCGACGAUACCAUGUGCUGGGCAAUGAGAUGAUGUCACCUAGAACCCGCCCACGCAGAUCCACAGGUUUCUCGGAGGUGAUUGUGGUUGUCGGGGGCUGUGAAAGAGUUGGGGGUUUUAAUUUGCCCUACACUGAGUGCUACGAUCCUGUGACCGGAGAGUGGAAGUCCCUGGCCAAGCUCCCAGAGUUCACCAAAUCAGAGUACGCCGUCUGUGCCUUAAGGAACGACAUCCUCGUCUCGGGAGGCCGUAUAAACAGCAGGGAUGUGUGGAUGUACAACUCUCAGCUCAACAUCUGGAUCAGAGUGGCCUCACUCAACAAGGGACGCUGGCGUCAUAAAAUGGCUGUGCUGCUAGGAAAGGUGUAUGCAGUGGGAGGCUAUGAUGGACAGUCUCGGCUGAGCAGUGUUGAAUGUUAUGACUCCUUCUCUAACCGCUGGACUGAGGUGGCCCCCAUGAAGGAGGCAGUCAGCUCCCCAGCUGUUGCUAGCUGCGUCAACAAACUCUUUGUGAUUGGUGGUGGUCCUGAUGACAACACCUGCUCUGAUAAGGUUCAGUGUUAUGACCCGGAGACAGACACCUGGUUGCUAAGGGCUAAUAUUCCCAUUGCUAAACGAUGCAUAACAGCAGUGUCCCUGAGCAACCUCAUCUACGUAUCUGGAGGCCUUACCAAAUCUAUCUACUGCUAUGAUCCUACAGAAGACUACUGGAUGCAUGUGGUUAACACUUUCAGCAAACAGGAGAGCUGUGGCAUGUCCGUGUGUAAUGGGAAAAUCUUUAUCCUGGGGGGUCGUGGGGAGAGCGGAGAGGCGUCAGACACCAUCCUGUGUUACGACCCGGCCACCGGCAUCAUCACGGGCGUGGCCGCCAUGCCCCGCCCCAUCUCCUACCACGGAUGCGUCACCAUCCACAGAUACAACGAGAAGUUCUACCGCUCAUGACCCCCGCGGUGUCGCCCCGCCCCCUUUUCUUCUCAGGGUCAAAAGCACAGGGAAGAGAUCGGUCUGAGCCACCAGCAGCAUCCACAGCAUCUCCUGACAUCCCAGGACAGAGACGGAGACCAUCCAGUCCCAACCACCAGCCCCACUUUCAUACACAUCUUACCAAAGUGAACGGAACCUUACUUUAUUGUCAUCAUUGUGUACGUGAACCAUACUCGGUGUGUUUACGUGCCGUAGUCUUGCCCCAGUGUGUUCAGCGAUGCACUUAGUGAACAGGUUAACAUCUCAGCUGCGUAUUUCAGUGUUGUCAUAGCUGCGUGUUUCUAGCUGCGUUCAGUCAACGUGCUAAGUCUCAGGUCUCUGUCCUGCCAGCUGUGCGACGGGGCUCGGAAACCCCCUCCCCACCCCUCU